CCUCCUUGGACGCUUGGUGCGGGCAGGGAGGCUUCCUUCCUGAUCCUGGCCCUUGGGAUCCGGCGGGGUGGAUCUGCCCUCUGUCCGCCUCUCUCUCCCCCUCCCACAGAGCGUCCCUGCGGGCAGCUGGCUGGGCUGGGCUGGGCAGGCUGCCUGCAGUCUGCCAGCCGCCGCUGGGAGGGCUGCUCUUCCGGCCCGGGAGCCCUCCUCACCUCUCCCAGCCCAGAAGGUGGCCAUGCGAUGGUGGCGGCAGCCUGGAGGAGGGCUGGGGGGGUGCGGCUGGAGCCCCUGAGGGAGCCGGGGGCACGUCCUUCUCUUAUCCCUGAGCGCCGGGAUGAAAUCAUGCAGCAGGAGAUCCGGCCCCUCGCGGCAGUGGAUAUCAUAGAACAACUCCACAGACAGUUCGCCAUCUUGUCAGGAGGCCGAGGGAAAGAUGGCGCCCCAAUCAUAACCUUCCCUGAGUUUGUAGGUUUCAGUGAAAUCCCUGACGAAGAUUUCCUGAAUGUUGUGACCUACUUGACCAGCAUCCCCAGUCUGGAGGCUGCCAGCAUCGGGUUCAUUAUUGUUAUCGACAGAAGGCGAGACAAAUGGAGCUCCGUAAAGGCAUCUUUGACCCGAAUAGCAGGAGCGUUUCCAGGAAACCUGCAGCUUGUCUUUGUUCUUCGGCCAUCCCGCUUUAUCCAGAGGACCAUCGCUGACAUUGGCAUUAAACUCUAUAGAGAUGACUUUAAAAUGAAGAUCAUCAUGUUGAACUCUGUCUCUGAUCUCCAUGGCUACAUUGAUAAGAGCCAGCUGACUCGGGAGCUGGGAGGGACCCUAGAGUAUGGCCACGGACAGUGGAUACACCAUCGAACGGCCAUAGAAAACUUUGCCGUGACGGUGAAGACCACAGCCCAGAUGUUACAGACCUUCGGGACUGACCUGGCCGAGACGGAGCUGCCCAACGAUGUCCAGUGCACAGAGCAGCUCCUGCAGGCACACACGGAGCGGCACAGCGAGCUGAAGGCUGAGCUCAAGCUGGCAGGGAGCCAGGGGGCCACAUUACUGUCAUGCAUCCGAGAACCAGCCAGCAAGAAUCCCAACAGCAAGCUCAACCCUGAUGAACUGGAAAACAUCCUGACGGUGGAAAGGUUACUGGCACAGCUGGAUGAGACAGAAAAGGCCUUUGACCAGUUCUGGACCAAACAUCAUCUGAAGUUAAACCAAUGCCUUCAGCUGCGGCACUUUGAGCACAAUUUCAGAGAGGUUAAACUCACCCUGGACAGCCUCAUGGGUAUACAGGCAAAACUCACAGUCAUUGGGGAUAACGUGGCGCGUGUGGAACAACUGCUGAGGGAGCGGAAGCAGCUGGAGGAGAGAGGACAGGAGCCCCUGGAGAAGGCCCAGGCCCUGGCAGCCACUGGGGACCAGCUCAUCCAAAGCAACCACUACGCGGUAGACUCUAUCCGACCCAAGUGUGUGGAACUCCGGCGCAUCUGUGAUGACUUUGCCAAUGAGGCCAAGAAGAAGUGUGACAUUUUGGGGAAGGCCCUAGAAAUGCAUAAACAACUGGACUCGGCCAGUCAGUGGUGUGAAGACGGCAUUUACCUUCUAGCUUCCCAAGCCCUGGACAAGUGUCAGACCCAGGAGGGAGCCGAGACCGCCCUGGGGGACAUCGAGAAGUUCCUGAGCACUGCCAAGGAGCAGCAGCUGCUCAGCCCCCAGGAAUUCUACAGCCAGUUCCACGUGGUUCUCACCCCGGAGAUCAAGGAAAAUGUGGACAAAGUCAUUCAGAAACUGGAAGAUGUGCAGGAAAUGUUUGACAGGAGACAAGUGAGCCUGAAGAAGCUGGCAGCCAAGCAGACACGUCCUGUGCAGCCCGUGGCCCCCCAUCCAGAGUCAUCCCCGAAACGGGCCUCCCCCAAAGCCAGCCGGCCGCCCACCCUCGCUCCCAGUAGGAGAAUAUCUGAAGUUCCCUGUCCUCCCAAGACAGUGAAUGAAGCAGAAUUGUUAAAAAAGAAAAGCAUCAAGAAACCCAAAGGUGGGAUUAAGAUUGAAGUGAUGCAUGAAGCCAGUCAAGGUGGGUCCAGCAGAAUAUUGGUGAUGAGUGAAAGUGAAGAGAAUCUCUCGACCAGGAGAAGCCACAUCAUGCAUGAGCUGAUUGAGACAGAGAGAGUUUAUGUUGAAGAACUUCAAAGUAUCAUUGAGGGUUAUGCGGCAGAAAUGGACAAUCCAGACUUAAAUCACCUGAUCCCGGUCGCUCUUCAGAACAAAAAGGAAAUUCUCUUUGGCAACCUCCAUGAAAUCUAUGAGUUCCAUAAGAGAAUUUUUCUUAAAGAACUGGAAAACUGUGUUGAAAAUCCUGAGUUUCUUGGCCGGUGCUUCCUUAAAAGGAAAGAGGAUCUUCAAGUCUAUGAAAAAUACUGUCAAAAUAAGCCCCGGUCUGAAACACUCUGGCGACAGUGUGGCGACAGCAUCUUCUUUCAGGAAUGUCAGCGCAAGUUGGACCACAAACUCUCCCUGGAUGCUUACCUCUUAAAACCAGUCCAGAGAAUCACAAAGUACCAGCUGCUCUUAAAGGAGAUGCUCAAGUGUAGCAAGAAUUCAGAAGACACAGCAGAGCUGGAAGAGGCCCUGGCCACCGUCCUGGACAUCAUCAAGUCCGUCAACGACUCCAUGCAUCAGAUCGCCAUCACCGGCUACGAGGGAGACCUCCACGAGCUGGGUAAGCUGCUGAUGCAGGGCUCCUUCAGCAUCUGGACCGACCACAAGAAGGGCCACAACAAGGUCAAGGACUUGGCCAGGUUCAAACCCAUGCAGCGGCACCUCUUCCUCUACGCCAAGCUUCUGCUCUUCUGUAAGAAGCGAGAGGACAGUGUGGACGGGCACGAGAAGUCUCCCUCGUACAGCUUUAAGAAUUCCCUCAAGAUGAGCAUGGUUGGCAUCACAGAAAACGUGAAGGGAGACAACAAGAAGUUUGAAAUUUGGUAUAAUGGUAGAGAAGAAGUGUACAUCAUUCAGGCAUCUUCCGUAGAAUUGAAAAACCUCUGGGUUUCUGAGAUCCGAAAAGUCUUGACGGGACAACUGGAAGCUUGCAGAGAAGCAAGUCAGCUACACCAAAGAAUCACAGAAAGUGUCUACCAUGCACCCAUGGAUACAUCCAACUCCUCCAGGUAUAGCAGAAAAUCAGCAAGUAUCUAUGAAAACAAGCCUGAGUCAUCGGGACUAGAAAAUUCUACCAGCAAGAACCCAAACCCCAGUCCCAACAGCAACAGGCAAAAGCGAGCUGAUGCUUCUGCCAACCUUCCCCUUGAGCGCUCAGCGCUUGCUAGAAAGCGAUUCACAUUGCAAGGGCUUUCCAAUCGCCGAGCUCCACCCAAAGAUCCUGAAACUAAAGAGAAGGAUGUCACCCGGCGCUUCUCCCUCGCCUCCUCCCUUGGCACCACAGCUCCUACCCCCACCGGCCUCACCAAAGGUCCUCCUGGUCCUGCAGUUAAAGUCAAGAGGCAUGAAAUAAAGAGUGACCCAACACCUCUUGGGUUUGAAGAUGCUUUUGAGGAAUCCAUCCUGGCCCAGGCUAAAUGCAGUGGCAGGUCCACCUCGAGAACAGUCCCGAGGUCUGCCUCGCAGACAGGCUGGCCCAGCAGGCAGCUUCCCUCCCUGGACACCUUUGAGGAUUUUGAAGUCAUCCCCUCCAGUACAGAUGAACUCUCCAACUCUUCAGAUAUGGAAGAAGACACCAGCACUCAUAAUGUGUCCGGCGGCCUUUUCCGAGUAGAGGGCAGUUAUGAAACCUGCUCCCCAGAUUCACUCACCCUGGAAGAUGGCGACCUGGUACAGUUUGUACAGGAGGGAGAAAAUGGACAAUGGUUAGUAAAGAAAUUGGUUUCUGAGAAAAGCGACUGGGUGCCCUCCAGUCUUCUUCAUCCUGCAGGUGUAGAUGGUGACCAGGUUCACAAAAAUAACAACACAGAAAUGUAUCCCAAUUCCCAUGACCCGGGGCUAACAGAUUCGGAAAGGAAGGAGAACAACCUGGUGCAAAGACUAUCAGCCGUGCAGAAGGCUGAGAGCUGAGCCCACCUGCCUCUGCCUGCUCAGACCACCUCCUCCAUCCAUCUCUUACCUUUGGUUUUACUUUUGGCAUUUCCCUCUCCUCUCCCACCCCAUUUCUAUCCCAUUUCCCUGGAUACCGAAGUCUGCCUGGAUUUCUGGGAAACUCCUGACUCCCAGACCUACUGGAACCACUCACUCUGGUCAAUAAGUGGAAGCAAAGGAAGCCUUUUUCAAGAUCCAAGACAAAAGCCAAGACUUCUUGGUUGUUAGUGGAGCCAUCCAAGAAUGGUGGCCUAAAUUUGUUCCCCCACCCCACGCCCAAGUGAUGUGUUAGCCAGGGCCUGGCAGUUUGGUGAAGCUGCUGGGAUCAGAUCAGUGGGGCUGAUUGCUGCUCCCAGGAACACUCCUUUUCUUCACACCAAGCAUCAAUGAUGCCCCAUCCUUCAUUAAAAUUUCUCACCAAAGUGAUCCCUGGGGAGCAGGGGGGGAUUUGGGACAUCAGCUGGCCCUUUUGUUACCCUGGCACCAAAGCCAUUCAGGACGGCCAUUAGCAAGUAGGCCAGGGGCCCCGCUCAGUCUUGAGCCUUGUUAAUGUUUCCCAUUGGGAGAGGCUGACUGCCAGUCAUCGUACUCACCAAUAUCUCCCAGAGAUGUCAGGGUCUGGCCUAUCCUCACACUCACAUCUGUUACAAAUGUGGAGAAAUGGUGAGGGAGGAAGCCCUUCUGGCAGGAAUGUGUCCCAUCCUCAUUCUUGUGUCUUGUGUAUGGAUGGGGACAAAUAGGCUGUACAUAGAUCCCAAGCUGCUGUUCUAUCUGGAACAAGUGUCAUGGUGCUAGGAGAGUAGGGAGAGCCUUGUACCCCAAUAUCUAGGAGAAGAAAAUCUCAUUGGAGAGGAUGUUUCAUGAUCAUCACAAGGAUGGAGGGAAGGGAAGUAUAAAGUCAUCAUUUCUAUCUGUGGGGAAACUUCCUGCAUCCCAGGAUAUUUAAUAGCCAUCUUCAACCCCAUCCUUCCCUUAUUUCUCCCCGUCAGUCCUCCCUCUGCUCUUGAAUAUGCUUCUUUCUGCUGCUCUUUAUAAGAAGGUUGAUGAGCCCUGUAGGACAGGCAGGAGUAUGGGGAAGAAAGGAGAGACCCUUUGUUAUCCCAAAGAAGACUUCCUCACCUGUGAUUACACCAGCCUUACUUGACUCCAAGAGGAAAAAUUCUGAGGCUUUAUUCACAGUAAGCAGGUGUAGGGGGAAAUAGCCCUAAACUGGAGAAGCUGAGGGGAAUCUGAAACUUAAUUGGUUGAUUUUCUGAUUUCCUACCCUGGGAGAUGAUUGGGAAUUGCUUUGUUAUCUCAAGUAGGCUCACAGACCCUCAGCAAGAAACUAGACUACACAUUCAGUUCCAUGAAAAAUACCUAAUAUUGCAGUCAGAAAGUCCUCUAAACUGGCAAGCCAAUAUCUCUUCUCUACUAUCAUGGGCAACCCACAGGCUCCCCCAAAUUCCCUUUGACCAAACCCUUGGUGUAUGCUUUCUAUUCAGAUCAACUGUCUGAGAAGUUGUCAUGAGUCUGUGCUGGAACAUCCCAUUUUAAUAUAUUUUUGGUCAUUGUAGUGGUUGUGGCAAUAUCUUCUAGCUUAAUAGCCAUAUGACACCAACCACCUCAUUCCUGUUCCUUCCAGUGUCAUGGUAUGCACCCUGAUGUGAUCCUCAUCAAAAUUCAGUUUCUCAGAGCAAACACUUUUGCUGUCUGAAUUUGGAAAACACCUGAAUUUUUAGGAGACUACAAGUUGAAUCACAUGCAUUUAUGAAUACCUAAACACACAUAUACCCAGAGGCACAGGGGCAGUUCAUCAGUUGUUUUUCUGGGCUUUCAUUGACCCAUGUUCAUUCUUUUCCUGAGGAGCUGAGCAGACAUUCUUCCUGAAUGUAAACAGAUGAAAUUGCCCUAUAGAACAGUAUAAGGUAAGAAAUUAUUAGAGUUGAAUAGAGGUAUCAGUUGCAUGUUCCAAUCCAUUGAGAAAGGAAAUAGCCAUGUGAGGGAGAGAAAGGCUCUGGGGAAUAAUGAGAGGGUCUGGUUGGAGAGUGCCUACCAAGAUUCCCAUGAAUUCUCCUUUGGUCUUGCUAGUCUAUUUCUCCCAUAUGUGUUGGGGAAUCAUAGGUUCUUUCAAGAUCCAUAUUUCCCCAUGCCAAAAGCAGCACUUUCUAUUUGACAAGUACAAAGGCCAAAAAAUGUCCCCCAGGAGUCCUAUAGUGCUUCUCCCAAGAGGCUCCUGCCUCUUGUCCACAUGCACCUCCCUGAACUGAAUGAGAUUUUUUUCCCCAUUCAUUUCCACUUAUCCCAUUAGCUACUGGGAUGAGCUCAAACCCACUAGGUGUGGGAGGCUUCCUUUCAUUUUUCUGCAGGAUGCAUCCUACUUUCCCCAGCAUCUUUUCAGCUAAAUGGAACACCUGGCUGGAUACCACUUCUCCCACAUCCUCAAGUUAUAUGAAAAUAGGUGGACCAAUUUGAAAAGACUUUAAAAAAAUAUAUCCAAUAUAAUGACUAUAGAUGUUUUCUAUCCCUCUGUAUCUCUGAAUGUUCUAUGUGACUCUAUGGGGAUUCUCUCUGUAAUUAGUACUUAAUCUCAAUGCCCUUGUGUUAGUGCAUGCAUCUCCCUGGUGGUAGAGUUCAUGGUCCCACCUUAGCCAUUAUUACUGAAACUGCAAGUUGCUUUCUUUUUUUUUUUUCAAAAAGUCUCUACAAACCCAAAAUGUUUUCUAGCCUCAGUUUCCUCAUCUUAGCAGAUUUCUGGACUUCAACCCUUUUACCUUGUCUUUCCUAAGUUCUCCACCUUCCAUGAUGGUUUGUUGGGUUUUUGUUUUAAAACAAAUUGGCAGGAAAACAUUUUGUUUGUUGCCAGAAGGGGCAAAAACCAUCAAGACUCUUUGUGGGUCAGCUUGGCUCUUAGUUUUGGGCUUCAAAAAAGUGGGGAGGGGUGGAAGGGAGGGGAAGAUGGGAGAGGAGGAUGGAGAUAGGCCUCUUGGUCCAGAUCCAAGAUAUAUUGCUCAUAUUUCAGAAGAACUUCAUUUUUAUCUUCCCUUUCCCUCCUUUCUAGCCGUGUAUAAGGGCAUUUCUUUUCUCAUUGGCAUGGAGAACGCCUUCAGAUAACGAGGAGAUCUUUAGUCUUGAAAGAACCUCCAUGGAAUGAUAAUAUUAGAUUGUAGGGGGAGGGAGGCUGGGAGGGUUAGUAAUUAGAUAAAAGGAUCUGGGUGCUGCUCUGUUAUAUGUCAUUCUGUUCCCCUUUGCCAGGACAAUCUUUUCUGCAGUGUGUUACUUUCCGGUAAACAGGGAAUUAUUAACUAGUGCAUUACAAUCCACACACUGUGCAAACUGGCAUCACGAAAUGCCAGGUGAGAUGGCUCCUCUGGAAGCUACUUCACCCACAGUCAAACCCAUGGGGCUCCCACCACGGGCCAUCAGACUCAGACACUUUGCACUCUGCCCACUGGAGUGGCCAAACUUUCCUUCUAAGCUGUUCUGAGAUUUGGAUCAGGUCCAGAGUGAGAAUAAUUGAGAAGCCUUAUGCCAUUUCUGAGUCUGCCGGCCAAACGGUGAGAUCUUCAGAAGGAAAAGGACACCAAGAAACUGUGGGUGGUGGGUUCAUUUCAGCCUUCCAUUAGUCCGGAACCAAAUCACCUUGAGGACUCGUCUAAACCACUGACAUUUGCAACAGUUUGUGAUUCUUAAUGGGGUUUUUUCCAUUGUUGUAUGAGGAAGUUAUUUAUAUAUUGUUAUUGGGAAGAUAAUCAGACAGAGGCCAGAGCACGGAAUUCUGCUGUUAAGUUGUCUGAUUGUUCGGGCUGAUUUUGAUUUGGGUUUGAAUUUGGGAUUUGGGGUUUCUUUUGUUUGGUUGGGUUUUGGCCAGAAUUGAAUGUAUGAGUUUCUACCUUAAAAAAUGUGUGAAGCCAAUUUUUCUGUAAAUAUGCCAUGAUGUAGGAUGACACUUUGUUUGGACUUUAUAAAAAUGAUACCUACAGUA
Molecule: messenger RNA, 8038 nt
Organism: Monodelphis domestica (gray short-tailed opossum)
Lineage: Eukaryota; Metazoa; Chordata; Mammalia; Didelphimorphia; Didelphidae
Gene: MCF2L2
Product: MCF.2 cell line derived transforming sequence-like 2
Biological process (GO): intracellular signal transduction
Cellular component (GO): cytoplasm
Molecular function (GO): protein binding; guanyl-nucleotide exchange factor activity
Source: RefSeq, a predicted model, not a curated record